This is a messenger RNA of Anthonomus grandis grandis, 7961 nucleotides long. RefSeq names its product transcriptional activator protein Pur-beta (gene Pur-alpha). The record is from RefSeq and is a predicted model, not a curated record. The coding region runs from base 245 to 1093 and encodes 282 amino acids. Lineage: Eukaryota; Metazoa; Arthropoda; Insecta; Coleoptera; Curculionidae. Gene Ontology annotation, molecular function: RNA polymerase II transcription regulatory region sequence-specific DNA binding; purine-rich negative regulatory element binding; DNA-binding transcription factor activity, RNA polymerase II-specific. Gene Ontology annotation, biological process: regulation of transcription by RNA polymerase II. The transcript has 8 exons. Gene Ontology annotation, cellular component: nucleus.
ACAUUUCGUUAAACUGGCCGAAAAACCCCCCGGAAAGUCGCGAUAUUUUUGAAAUCUAUUGUCAUAGUGAAACAGUGACCUUGGCCAACGUCAAUUCGGUUGCCUUUCUACUUCAAAGUGAAUGUCAAAACAAGCGAUUCUCGACCUUAUCAUCCGUUUCGAUGUUUUUGAUCAAUUUUAAACAAAAAAAAAAAUACACAAAUUACUAAUUAUCAACGGGCAUUUAAUACGAUAAUACCAGGGCAUGGAGCAGGGAAGCGAAUAUGAUUCAGGCCAACAGGUCCAAAUGGAGCAAGAGUUGGCAACAAAGAUGCUCCAGAUCCAGAGCAAGAGGUUUUACUUAGACGUAAAGCAAAACCGGAGAGGCAGAUUUAUUAAAGUUGCCGAAAUCGGAGCAGAUGGCAGACGUUCCCAGAUAUUCUUGGCUCUGUCCACUGCUGCUGAAUUCCGAAACCACUUGUCUGCAUUUAGUGACUACUACUCUUCUCUCGGUCCGCCUAAUCCCGACAACGUCCCCGAAGACGGCAAGCUAAAGUCCGAAAUGAUGAUCAAAGAUAACCGUCGCUACUACUUGGAUCUGAAAGAGAAUUCGAGAGGUCGAUUUUUAAGGGUGUCGCAGACUAUUACGCGGGGCGGGCCCCGUUCACAGGUCGCGAUUCCGGCACAGGGGAUGAUCGAGUUUCGCGACGCCCUCACCGAUCUACUGGACGAGUACAGCACCGACGAGCACGCGUACAAACAGGACUUACCCGAAGGCAGGCACAUGCACGUCGAUAAUAAAAAUUUCUAUUUCGAUAUCGGUCAAAAUAACCGCGGCGUGUACAUGCGAAUCUCCGAGGUGAAGACGAAUUUCCGCACGGCGAUCACGUUGCCGGAGAAAAGUUGGUCCCGGUUCCGCGACAUCCUGACCGACUACUGCGAGAAAAUCAAGCAGCCGCAGCAGGCGGGGGGCGGCAUCGGUGGCGGCGGCGGCGGCACUACCGGAGGCGGCUCCAUCGCCUCCCAAUCCGGGGUCGCCCUCGGCGGCCAGGACCAACCGCAUCCAUUGGUUGGCAAUAACACCCAACAAGAUGGAGGAACGAGUUUAAAUUAGGCUAGCGCGCCCAUUUUAGACUAAACAAAAAAAAAUAUUAGAUUUAUUAAAAAUAACAAAUUAAAAAAAUUGGAUAGUCACUGUCGUCAUUUUAUCGCCCCGCUGACUGUUGUUUUAUAUACACACACAUACACACGCGAAACGAUUAAAUUUAAAAAAAAAAGUCCAGGAUCAACGGAGCUAGUGACUUUUUUUUCGCUCGUAAGGUUCACAUUGCAUGCGUAUUGUAGGUUUAAGAUAAUUAAAAGGUCACUAGGUCGUGUGAUACAUCGUGUGGGAACGAAAGUUGUGAUAAAAAAAAAAAACUGGAAAUGUGAUAGAUAUUACAGAGAGAUUUAUAUUAUUUGAAGUUUGGCAAUGAUGGUAAUGUUUAGGGUACAUAAAUAUAGGGUUUUGUAGCUAUAUCUGGUCCUGGGCUUGUAAUAAAUGAAAUUGUUACAUUGUAAAGGAAACAGCUAGGGGGCAGUAGAUAGGCGAUAGCUCAAGAUUUCGAGAACAGUAACCAAAAUUGACGGUUUUUUUGUGCAGUGUUAAAAAAUUAAAACAUAAAAAAAAAAACAAAACACUAUAAUAUAUGUUAGAUUCUCUAUUAUAUGUUAUCGAAGAAAUACUUUUACGAAAGAAGUUUAUUUAUUUUUUUUUUGUCGUUUUUAAGUUUGUUACAUUUCAUGUUUGUUUAAUUUGACUUUUGACGGUUAUGUAAAGCGUUUCGGGUCAUAUAUACGGGAAGAAGCACCUCCACUAGACCCAAAUGACGAGGUGUUAAUUUCAAUUCGGUUAAAGUAGGAACCAGUGCCAAAAUGUUGGUAAUGAAACGGAUUUAUUUGGACUUUGUGGCAUUAAGCGGUAUAAGAUUUGUUGUUACAAAGCUUCUAAUGCACCUUUUUAUAAUUCACGUGUUUACUUAGGCGGUUUUUAAGAAAACUAGAAUGUUUAGGUAAACGGUAAAUUACUUACAGACACUCAAAAUCAUUGUUAAAUAAAUACAUUGAUAUAUGAUUAGUGUCAUGUUUACGAAUGUAAAUGAGGCGUCCGGUUUCAAAAGUCUCUAGAUCCAAGAUAAGCAGUUUUACAGAAAAUGUAAAAAACCGGUAGUAUCAAAACUAUUUAAAAUACAUUUAUAAAAUAUGUAAAAAUAGGAACCUUCUAAUAAGGUUUUUUUGACAAAAAACAUAUUUUUAGGUGUAACUAGAGAAACAAUUUGAUAAAAAAGUUUGGAUGUAACAGGUUUUGUUAACAAACAGUGGAUUUAAAGAGUUAUGAAAACCCGAAAGUGAUAAACUAUAACAAAGUUAUAUUUUCAUUAAUGUACAAAAUAAAAUUAAAUUCUAAGCCCAUCGUCUUUUUCAAUAUUAUAGAUGACAUCUUCAGUAUUCGCAUUGUGUCUUCCUGUUCUAUCGCACUAUUAUUGUCAAUAAUAUUCUUGUAGAAAGUUAAAUCUUCGUUUGGUGUAUAUCUCCAGUCCAAUCCAAAAUGUUUUUUCAAAAGAGCAUCAACAUCUUUAAUUUUAGCUUCUUUAAGAGAAUGAACUUUUGGCAACGGCUCAGGCUUUAUUAAAGCAAGGCUUUUCCCUUUUUUUAGCACUGAUUUAUAGGUACCAAGAUCCGAUCUAAAAUUUACUUCUUCUUUAAUAACAAUCCUUUUACCUGUUUGUUGGUUUUGUUUCUUUAUAGAUAUUCUCUUUGCAGUUGAAAAUUGGAAAUGCCAUUGAUUAAUACCUCAAUUGCUCUUUUCCAGUCAAAGAUAUCAAAAUCUUUUUCAAGAUCAAGUACGGUCGCACCAUCAGAUAAUAUUUCUCGUGGAUGAAGGAUAACUUCCUUCUUUUUAAGAAAGUCUAAGAAUUGAAAGAACUCGUCCAUUAUCUCAAAGAGACCUACGUAACUAGAGAAAAAAUGAAAACUCCAAGUCUCAGUCUCAAAAUGUCUUUUUAAUUAAUCAGGUGGUGACAUGUUUCGCUAAUAAAGCAUCAUCAGACCUUAUAGCUAGAUGACCUGCUAAGUACUAAGGAGACUUUUCGUCUUCCAAAGACUCUAUCAGGUGGCAAAAACGAAUGUCCUACAAUGGGAAAUAUUACGUGAAUCUCUUGAACUGAAGUUUCUAAAGUAAAGUAAAGCCAAUGCAUAAGCAUGCCAAUCAUGAUGGAGUUUUUAUUUUGCCCAGGACAACCAUCGCAAAAUAGCUUAAUCCACUUAGUUUCUGCCAGAUUAAGUGUGGACAAUUUGUGAUUAACCAUUGAAACUAUUUCAUUAGAUCCCUUUCCUCCUAUGUUCUCGGUCCAAGUGUAAGAAGUUACAGUAUCUUUUGUUUGUGUUGCCUUAGAAUGACCUUCACAUAUGGUAAAAUUAUACCAGUAAAAUUGUCUUGAAUAAUAGGCUGACUGGUCUGGAAUGCGCGGCAGCACCAAGUUUUUUUGACAGUUUAAUGGUUUUUAUCUUCUGGCUGUUUAAGAAUCUCAUAAAACGCUUUGGCCUUAAGUUUGUGAACUCGUGAUUUGCACAUUAAUUCUGCCUUGGUUUCAGGAUUCGAAGCAGCUGUAAUUUGACAUUUUAAGCUAAUGCAUUCAGAACAUGCAUCUGUAGCUGGGCUUUGAAAGCUUAUAUUAAAAUCUUUUUCAAAAAUGUCCCUGAAGUAAUCAUAUUUCACUAUUAGAUCUUUAUUUUCGCUACAGUAUAUUUUCCAAAGUUUCCUAAUACUCAGAUCACUUGCCAUAUAUUGACGUUCGGGCUUAUUUCUCGUGUAAUGAGACUCUACACAGUUUAAUCUUUUAAUAAAAUUUGUGACCCAUUGCUUUUUUUGAACAUAAUGCCUGCUUUUUCGGUCACCACCCCGAUUUCCUUUGGGAGGACAACCAUCUGAUAAGAAUUUUUGGCUCAAAUUCUGAACUCUAAAUCUUGAGAUUCCAAGAAUUGAUAAAAAUGUUCCUUUUUUUGUUUUAAUAAAAUAAGAUAAAGAAAUUGAAUUGCUGCGUGUACCUAUCUCUUCGGAACAUUUUGGGAAGUAUGCUUCAAAAUAAAAUUGUCCUGUUCAAUCUUUGUUUUAUUUUGAUAAAAGCAUGCAUGAAAUUUCCUAAUUUCCUGCAUAGUCAGAUCAGCACAAGCAAAGGUCUUCUUAUGGCUGCAUUUUGGUUGACUUGAAAGCGAUUUGGGUCUGUAUCUACAAAAAAACGUACUUUUAUGUACCUAACUAAUUACAUAAAUACAUGAGUACUGACCUUGCACUUUUUACUUGUGUAGAUUUCCAUUUCGAGGGAUCUGCUAUUUUUUUUCUACCUUUACCAGGUGUUAUAACCAUAAUAGAACAAUUCUCCAUAACGCUUUACUCACAGUAAAUUAAUAAUUGUUAUAAGUUGUGUUAUUAAAAAAAACGUGGAAAAUAACAAAACGAAAUCGUUAUUGUAUUGCAGUCGGAUGUUUACUAAACGCGGGCAAACAAAAUCAAAACAACUUGCAGAAUUAAGACAGUUUUGAAUCCUAUAAUAUUUUAUUAUGGGAUGUAAGCAGUUUUGAUAACGGAAUAAAUGAAAGGACCUAAAGAGUUUUGAAAUAGUAUCUACGAAGUAGUGAGAUGGUUCUGCUACCGUGGCCGGAAUAUUACAUAUAAUUUUUAUUGGAUUAAAGAACUUUUAGUGCAGAUAUUAUUUAGAGAAAGAUAAAAAAGCAAUUAUAGAUGGCGGCAGGGCCCUUAUCUCAUUUUUUGUAUAAAAUGGAUUUAGAGAGUUUAGAAGCCGGACGCCUCAAAUUGUCUUAUCGGUCCUGAUUUUCUGAGGAAUUUAUGUUUUGAUCCCAGUUUCUCCUUCCUAAUUUUUGAAAAAAGUUUACACUUUUUAUCCCAAUUCAUCAGGAUUUGAACAAAUCAGACUUAUCUAUCCAAAAAAAAAAACCAUAAAAAUAGUUUGUGAGGUCUUUUAUUACCCUCCAUUAAACUCUCUUAUAUGCACUUAAAUAAUUUAUUUCUUUGACGCAAACUAUUUCAUUCUUUGAAUUUUAUCAUUAUGAAUCCAGUGAUGGAUUGUCGCUUAAUGGACCAAAAAGACUCAUUGACUACAACAUUAUUAAACAUUUUGCAAACCAGAGAAUCUACAUUAACUAAUAAGUUGAUUGGAUUCUUUUGUAUCUGUAGAAUCUUGUGUUUCUUGUGUGUUACGUCCUUAAUCAAAUAGUUGCUAUUAUUUUUGGAAUAAAUUAUCUGAAAAUUCUUUUUUUUUUUAAUUGAAAUUUGAAUUUAUUGAAUAUAAUUUUGAAUUUUUGUUCUCAGAAGGUUAGUCCUGUACAAAGUCUUUUUUUGCUUUUGUUCAGUAAAUAAUAAAUUCCUAAUUUAUAAAAAAAACAGUAUAAGAAUAAAUACAGUACUUUUACAGUACUGCCUUGAAAAAAAAACAAUUAUGAUUCACUUCUAUAAUAACAAUUUAUGCAGUGCAUCAAUGCUGGUAUUGUGUGAUCUCCACUAUGAUAAGCAAUAAGUAUUUUAAAUCUCUAGAUUUUUUUAGCUGUCAUUGGUAAAGUCCAGUGCAACGAUAUAUUAGAAUGGUCACCCGUCAAAACACCAGCAUUUUACUUCUCAAACAAUGUAAAUAGAAGGUGGAUGACAAUGUUUGACAAGUGGAAUGCUAGUGUUUUGACGGGUGACCAUUCUAAUAUAUCGUUGCACUGGACUUUAACCUAAUAUUCUAAAUAUUCUAGUUUCAAAUAGUACCUUCACCAUUAGUCUUUUUGUUCAGUAAAUAAUAAAUUCUAAAACUGCUUUUUAUUUACGAUUUAUAAUUAUUUAUAUAAACAAAUACAAUUCAUUAGUUCAUCUAACGUUUCUAGCAGGUAUUUCGUUUGAAACAAUUGUAAAAUGUAAAGGUUUUUAAAUGGGGUAAAUGUUUGCAUUGAAUUUCAUUAUGUUACAUUAUUAUACUAGUAAUUGAUAUGUCAAAGGUGUAUCUAAAUAAUAACAAAGUAUUGGCGUUUUUACUAUAUGAUGUAAUAUGUAUAAAGACACUUAAAACAGAAAAUACUAACCAACAUUUUCCACUUAUAUGUUUGUUGGAAUGAUUCACUACUAUUCAUAUAUAUUAAUGGCACACAUUCUGUCACUUUUGACAUUACUGGAAUCAGUGAUAAUUCAUUUCUCGUUCAAUUUCAAGGGAAAUAUGUAAGUAAAUUGUAAUCAGUGGUAAAAACUUGGAAAAAAUCAAGCAACAACAUUUAUUCGUAAAAUAUAAUUUUCAUGGCCAAUUAUUCAGCUAUUUCUUUCUAUAAUGGACAACACUUCUUGUAUUUGAGUUACUGAGUUGGUACCAUUGAAUUCUUCUAUAACUAAUUUAUUCAUUGCAUGAUGACAGAGUAUAGUGUCCCUUAAUUAUAUGGUUAAAAUAUAAAUAGCGGGAUUGAGGACCACACACACAUCAAACCUCUAGUUUUUAAUUGGCCCUUGUCUUUUAAAUUAGAGGUUUUCGUAAAACUUAUCAAUACCAGACUCCAUUAUAGAUAUUAAAGACCAGGAACAUUAUGAACACAAGACAAAUUGCAUUAAUAAAACUGUUUUUUCCAAGAGUCGUCACCGUAAAAAAAAAAUUGCAUAUUGCCCUAUACUUACAGUUUUAUUGAUGCAUUUUGUCUUGUGUUAAAAAUGUUCCUGGUCUACAUUAUCUGUAUAUGUGUAAUGGAGUCUGGUAUUGAUAAGUUUUACGAAAACCUCUAAUUUUAUUACAUCAGACUUGAUAAAGACAACGGCCAAUUAAAAACUGGUGAUCUUUAAUUGGUAAUCAUAAUUUGUUUAUUAUUAUACUAUACUUUUACAGUACUGCCUUAAAAGAAAAACAAUGAUAAAUAGUUUAUAUAAUAACAAUUUGUAUGGUACUGUGUCAUCCCAACUAAGUACUUUAAAUCUCUGAACUGUCUAGGUUGAUAACCUAAUGUUUUAAUAAACAUUCUGGUUUCAAAUAGUACCUUCACACCAAUUUAAAAUGUAUGCCACCACGUGUCCGUUACGAACGAUUAUAAGCCGAUAUAUGACCCGAAACUAAAAAAUGAUACCUACGAUUAAUUUAAAUAACUACAAAGGUUUAGAGGGCACCACAAUAUCUGUUUUACUUUUGUGAUUUAUAAAUAUAUGAACAGGCGUCGAACGUUACUGCAUUUCCGAAAUCGGGUAACCUCCGGCGCCGCCCAGCUCUGUGAUUUUCUAUUAUCUUUGUAAAAAACAAGAAACAAAAAGUGAAAGCUGUAUUAAGCUUUAUAUUUUUAUUAUAUUUAUUAUUAUUAUUAUUAUUAUGAUUAUGUUAAUUAUUGUGACUUAUGUAAUAAUUUAAUUUUUAUCGUCGUCCGGUCGAUUUAUUAAUGUUGUUCUGUAAAAUAAAACGGGAUUCCGCUAAUGGUUUUAAUAAUGAUAACUAUUAUUGUACCAUUUUUAUUGUUUAUUGCUUUAACGUAAGUGUUUGAUAAUGGGGGGGGCCCCACUGACUAAUUAUACAAUAAUUAAAUUCAUCUCGGUUUUUGCUGUCUGUCGGAGGGGCCCUCAAAAAAAUUAAAAAACAAGAAAAAAAAAACAAAAAGAGUUUAUGUCAAAUAUUUAUGAAAUAUGAAAAAAUUAGGGGUGUGGGGAGGGUGUCAGGUCUUUCUCACUGCCAAAGUUUAAGUGCUUUUAGUGACAAUAUUUCGGUUGGUUUUUUUUUUGUAUAUUGGAUUCGUUUUAAAAUUCCUAACCUGUUAGCGUUGUUACUUUGUAAUUUUAUGCUUUCCGGGCGCCGUCUCGGAGUUUACGUUAGUUCUUUGUUUUUUUUUUCCUCUUUUCUUCCGUUUGUUAUAGGGCACCUUGUCGUUUUUUCCAUAGACAGUUAGUUGAGAAAGUUGAAAUUAAAGAACAAUUUUUAAAAAAAAAAGUA